AUGCAUCUUGAGAAACUGGAAUCCUUUAAGGAUGUUGUCCCUUCUCCCUUCCCUUAUAUUUCACCAUCUCCCUCUCCAAUUGAAACAUAUCCUCUCUCAGCUUUUUCAACGAAUCAAUCGAAGAUGGAUUCUUCAUCACCUCAACGUGAAGCUAUCAGAGAUGAUGAUGAAACUCAGGGAAACGAUGAUGAGUUUGGGACAACUAGUCCUGUUACUGCAAGUGGAAACAAAAGGAAGACCAAGUCAGCUGCAGCUGUUAAGAAGAAGAAGAAUACAAGUACAAGGUCAACAGUUUGGAAUCAUUACACAAGACUGAAGGAUAAUCGGAACAAAUGCAGCUGCAACUAUUGCGGUAGAGUUAUGCGUUGUGCAACGUCCAAUGGCACUUCAUGUCUCAAGAAGCAUCUUGGUAUCUGCAAGGAACAUCAGACAUGGGUACAAAGUCAGUCUCAGACUCAACAUACUCUGAAUGCCGAAAGUGAUGAUGAAGAUGGUGUUCAGUUGAAGCUGGCGAGGGUUUCUAAUGAAGUUGUAAGGGAAGCUACUAAUGAGAUGCUUGUCAUAUCGGAGUUGCCACUAUCCUUUGUUGAUGGUUUGGGAUGGAAGCACUUCUGCAACAAGGUGAAUCUUCCUAAGCCACAUUCACGAAGAACAGCAACAAGGGAUAUUGUUGAGUUGUAUGCAAAGAGGAAAUCAGAUUUGAUGCAGCUGAUCAGUGGCAACAAGCAAAGGGUUUCUUUAACAACAGACAUUUGGGUUGCACCAAGUACAGCAGCUAGCUACAUGGUCAUCACGGCACACUUCAUCGAUGAUAGAUGGAAACUUAGGAAGUUCAUCAUUGGUUUCAAGCAUGUAGCGGAUCAUAAAGGGGUGACAAUAUGCUCUGUCUUGCUGGAGUGUAUGGCUGAAUGGGGGAUAAAGAAAGUGUUUACAAUAACAGUAGACAAUGCCACUGCGAACACUAAUGCUCUGAAGUUGUUCAGGGAUGCAUUCAACGCUUUAGGACCUGAGUGCUUAGUGCUGGGAGGUGAGCUUCUGCAUCUACGUUGUUGUGCUCAUAUCAUCAACUUGGUUGUGCGAGAUGGUAUGCUAGAGGUGGAUGCGAGUGUGUGUGCAAUAAGGAACGCCAUACAAUAUAUCAGAGCUUCUUCUAAGAGAGUCGAAUCAUUUGAUCAGAAGGUUGAGUCAGCAAGGAUGACAAGAGGUAGCUUAUCUUUGGACUGCAAGACACGAUGGAAUUCAACCUACCUGAUGUUGUCAAGGGCCUUGAAGUUUAGAGCAGCGUUUGAUAGAAUGGAAGUUGAGGACAAGCUUUACAAUGAUCACUUUCAAGAGACUGUGGAGGGCAAGAAGAGGGUUGGACCACCAACUUCAGAGGAUUGGGAUAAAGUGGAGGGUUUGGUUAAGUUCCUGGUAAUAUUCUACAACUCGACUUUAGUUGUCUCUGCUUCUAACUCGCCUAGUUCCUACAAGUGUUACAAUGAGAUUGUCACCAUAGAAAGGAAUCUGAUUACAUUGAGUACUAGUACGGAUGAGAAGCUUAGGACAAAGGCUAUGGUUAUGAGGGCAAAGUUUAAUAAGUAUUGGGAUGGUCUAAAAGACAUUAAUAGGCUGUUGAUUGUUGCAAGUGUCUUUGACCCGAGGAACAAGAUGAAGUUUGCUGGUCUUUGCUUUGAAAAGCUUUAUGGGAAAGAUAGUCCACAAAGUAAGGUGCUCUACGACUCAGUCACUGAUGUCAUGGAAAGGCUUUUUGAUGAGUACAACGCCUCUGCAGCAUCACACACUGCUCCAGCAUUUGGUUCAUCGUCUCAGAGUCAGAGUGUCCAAGAGUCACAAGAUGAGGCUGCGAUGGAUUCUUCUGAUGAGAAUGAGUAUGGGUAUGAAAGAAUGGAUUCCUUGUACAAGGAAAUGGUGAACGAGUUGGGAUUUCAAGAUGCAAGCACUGAGUUAGAGCUAUACUUGAAGGAGAAGGUAGAAAUUCCUAAACCCAAUCCUCUAGGAAUUCCAUUUGAUGUUUUAGGUUGGUGGAGGAUCAACAGUUCAAAGUACCCGACCUUAGCUGCCAUAGCUAAGGAUGUUCUAGCUAUGCAAGUCUCUUCUGUUGCAUCAGAGUCUGCCUUUAGCACAAGUAAUCGAAUCCUUGAUCCAUCGAGAAGUUGCUUGACCCACUACAUGAUUGAGGUUCUCAUGUGCACAGAACAAUGGCUUAAGUGUGAGAUUCGAAUCAAUGAAAGAAACGUGGUUUCAACUCAGCAACUGAUUGCUGAGAUUGAAUUACAAGAUGAACUACAAAGAGAGUUUGAGCCGCAGCUGCACUUCCAAACCUGA
This is a messenger RNA of Brassica napus (rape), 2328 nucleotides long. RefSeq names its product zinc finger BED domain-containing protein RICESLEEPER 2-like. NCBI's taxonomy places the organism in Eukaryota, Viridiplantae, Streptophyta, Magnoliopsida, Brassicales, Brassicaceae. The transcript is spliced from 3 exons. The record is from RefSeq and is a predicted model, not a curated record. Gene Ontology annotation, molecular function: protein dimerization activity; DNA binding. Bases 1 to 2328 code for a protein of 775 amino acids.